CGCCAAGUGGCGGAGAGGUGACGGUAACCGCCUUCCUAUUUCCGCUCAGCCGGGUGGUGGGGUGUAUGUGUGUGUGCGCGUGUGUGUCAGAGGGAGCGAGAGCGCGGAGAGAGGAGUUUCUGCCUCGCUCGCUCCUUCUCCCACUCACGGGAGCCUUGGAGCAGGGCCCGUCUUCCCGCCCCACUUACUUCCCCCCCCUCCCCCCCGCACCGAGCCGUGUCUCAGUCACUUGGGCGCAGCAGGUUGGGGCAGGAGGCUCCUGCCGCCUGCCUAGAAAAUGGUUACUCCGGCGGGGGAGCUCGCACUGAUCGGGCUAGGUAUUUUAUUAGCCGUGUGCCAGGCUUUGGAGAAUACAACAUCUGCCUUGAAUGCAGGUCCCCCUAUGGCAGCCGCAGUGGUUUCACAUUUUCAUGAGUGCCCAGAUUCCCACAGUCAGUACUGCUUUCAUGGAACCUGUAGGUUUUUGGUGGAGGAGGAGAAGCCAGCAUGUCACUGCCAUUCUGGGUAUGUUGGGGCACGAUGUGAACAUGCAGACCUCCUUGCAGUGGUGGCAGCCAAUCAGAAGAAACAGACCAUCACUGCCCUGGUGGUGGUUUCCAUAGUAGCCUUGGUUGUCCUCAUUGGGGUCUGUGUGCUAAUACACUCCUCCUGUAAAUGCUGCUCACACAUCAUCAGUAGAGACAGAUGUGGUGUAAUGGAAAGAGCACAGAACUGGAAAGGAGAUGAAGGAUCAAGCUGCUGUCGGAUAAGGAAGCCUUGUGAGUGGUGCCGAGGCUUCAUCUGUCAGCAUGAGAAGCCCAGUGACCUCUUGAAGGGAGGAACAACAACCUGUUGCCGCUCAGAGACAGUGGUCUGAAGGAAGGACACCAAGGGAUACAGCCGGUUGGACUGCUGCUGCCUGAUAAAGGAGAAAGGACUCUUCUGAAGAAGUGCAUUUUCCAUGGAAGCAAGUAUUGCUGGGGACAUACUAGCAAGCAUUUUUUUCCUGCAUUGCCUCAAAAACUCCUAUGCAUCCUCUUUAUUAUUUGCUGGGCUUUCAGAACUCAUCAAGAAUUCCAUCUGCUUGGGGUUACUUGGUGUGAACUGAGGAUGGAAAUCGGCAGACCACGUAACCCUUAAGACUGCGUUUUUGGAGCUGGAUGACGGAUGAUGCUGGAAGGAACUGCAAAGAGGGUUGGCUUCUUGUUUACGUAGCAAAGUUGGAUGCAGGUGUGGAGGUGUUUGAGUUUGGUGCAGG
This is a messenger RNA of Dromiciops gliroides (monito del monte), 1237 nucleotides long. RefSeq names its product transforming growth factor alpha (gene TGFA). The transcript has 7 exons. Gene Ontology annotation, biological process: positive regulation of cell population proliferation; epidermal growth factor receptor signaling pathway; positive regulation of mitotic nuclear division. The record is from RefSeq and is a predicted model, not a curated record. Lineage: Eukaryota; Metazoa; Chordata; Mammalia; Microbiotheria; Microbiotheriidae. Bases 278 to 856 code for a protein of 192 amino acids.